Molecule: messenger RNA, 1287 nt
Organism: Dictyostelium discoideum AX4
Lineage: Eukaryota; Evosea; Eumycetozoa; Dictyosteliales; Dictyosteliaceae
Gene: uap56
Product: DEAD/DEAH box helicase
Exons: 3
Coding region: 1-1287 (428 amino acids)
Cellular component (GO): nucleus
Molecular function (GO): RNA helicase activity; ATP binding; nucleotide binding
Source: RefSeq, a predicted model, not a curated record
AUGGCCGAAACUAAUCCAGAAGUUGAUAUCAGUGAAUUAGCUGAAUAUGAAGAAGAGAGUGAUGAAGAGGUCCAAAAUGAUGUUACCGAUACCAAGAAUAAAACUGCAAAUCGUGCUGAUACACAUGUUGCUAUGCAUUCAAGUGGUUUCAGAGAGUUCUUGUUAAAACCAGAGUUGGAAAGAGUCAUUGGUGAUUGUGGUUUUGAACAUCCAUCUGAAGUUCAAAAUGAAUGUAUUCCACAAGCCAUUCUUGGUACAGAUGUCAUUUGUCAAGCUAAAAGUGGUAUGGGUAAAACCGCUGUUUUCGUUUUAUCAACUUUACAACAAAUUGAUAACAAUCCAAAUGGUAUUACAACAUUAGUAUUAUGUAAUACUAGAGAAUUAGCAUAUCAAAUUUGUGAUGAAUUUGAUCGUUUCACCAAAUAUUUACCAAAUGUUAAAACUGCAGUGAUUUAUGGUGGUAUUCCAGUUCAAACCCAUAAAGAUUUGAUCAAAGAAAAGAAACCAAACAUUAUCAUUGGUACCCCAGGUCGUAUUUUACAAUUAGCAUCUGAAGGUGCACUCUCACUCAAAGAGAUUAAACAAUUCAUUCUUGAUGAAUGUGAUACCAUGCUCGAAUCAUUGGAUAUGAGAAAGGAUGUACAAAAGAUCUUCAAACUCAUCCCAGCCAACAAACAAGUUAUGAUGUUUUCAGCUACCCUCUCUGAUACCAUUCGUCCAAUCUGUAAGAAGUUUAUGAACAAUCCAUUGGAAAUCUACAUCAAUGAUGGUAGUAAACUCACUCUCCAUGGUCUUCAACAAUACUACGUACCAAUCACUGAAGAACAAAAGAAUAAAAAACUCAUUGAACUCUUGGAUUCAUUAGACUUUAAUCAAGCCGUUAUUUUCGUCAAAUCUGUUAGACGUGCUGAUGCCUUAAAUAAGAUCCUCCAAGAUAUUGGUUUCCCAUCCAUCUGUAUUCAUCGUGACCUCGAUCAAAAGGAUCGUAUCGAACAAUACCGUAAAUUCAAAAACUUUGAAUCUCGUAUCAUGGUUGCCACUAAUAUCUUUGGUCGUGGUAUCGAUAUUGAACGUGUCAAUGUCGUCAUCAACUACGAUAUGGCUGAAUCUGCCGAUACCUAUCUUCACAGAGUAGGUCGUGCUGGUCGUUUUGGUACCAAGGGUUUAGCCAUUUCUUUUGUUCCUUCAAAAGAAGAUCCAGUACUUGAACAAGUUCAAUCUAAAUUUGUUGUUUCAAUUAAAGAACUUGUUGCAACCCCAGAUCCAAGUACUUAUAUGUCUGGUUAA